AUAGGGAGGCAACAAGCAAGGAAUCGAUCAUAGCCAAAGGCCAAACUCCACAGCGGCAGGCAACAAUAUUACUCUUGAACAUUCUGCAACUCUGCUGUUAGCAGAAACAGAUCGCGGUGCUUCGAGUUGUUGAAAUCAAGUUUCUAUAUUCUAAAGCUGCGGCUAUACAUAUACCAUUGAGGCGGUGGCUGAAAUCUUCCAUUGAUGGGUUAGAUGGAUUGAUUGGUUCGCUGCUCUUUUUCGUUCUUGGUUCUUCCACCGAGGAAUUCAACAUGGGUAUUCCUAAAAAGCACAUAAAAUCCAGAGAUGUUGAUGCCACCAGAGAGGCACUAUUUAAUUGUAUUCAGAACAUGGUGGAUCAAAGCGUAAUCUAUUAUGGUGGAUGGAACGGAAUCGGGGCGUCCGUCGUCAUGAGAUCCAUGGCAGAAAAGCUUCCUUUUAGGAGAGACACUCCGAAAUUAUGCUUUGACAGGAUAAUUUUUAUAGAUUGCUUAGAAUGGAAAAGUAGAAGAUCAAUGCAGAGGGCAAUCGCAGAGGAACUGAAACUUGAUCGGUCAACAAUGGCUAUUCUAGAUAAGCAGGAUGAAGAGGAUGAUUUUCAUGGAAUUGAUGAAAAGUCAAGGGCUGAGAUAGUAAGUGUGUCAGGAAAAAUUAAUGAUAUUUUGAGGGAUAGUAGAUUUUUGAUGAUAUUUUGUAAUGGGAGUGAUGCCGAGAUUGAUUUAUAUGGUUCUGGUGUUCCUCCGUUUGGCAAGUUUGCCCACAACAUUUUGAUAUGGACCUCGGGAAGGAGGUUGCUGACCAUAAAAAAUUAUAAAAAGCACGAGCUGGUACACAAGUUGAGGAUCACCCAUGUUUUUGCUUAUGACACUUAUAUUUAUUUAACACCUGAAACUUUCUAUGCACUCUUGUGUAAAGAGGCUGCCAUCAUAGCUGCGGGCAUCGACCCGACAAUGGUCGCAGAUUGUUGUCUGUACAAAUUAUUCCUGCACGCCACCUUUUGCACCACCAGUAAAUAUGAUUGGGCUAGUCAUGCUGCCAAUUGUUGGAUAUGUGACGGGAUACUGCAUGAGGACAUAGAAAGGGAGAUAAGCGAUAUGCUUCAUAGAGAGAUAAGUUUGGAGUGUGAUGCUUCUAUGAUUCCUGGAGUGAUUCGGAUGUUCAAGGAACAUUUGAAGCUUUCAUUCUUGACAGUUAAAGAUGAUCAGAAAUAUAAAGAAGGACCAUACCGUUGGAUUUCAGUCACAUCGAAGGAUACAAAUCUACAUGGUAUAAAAAAUAUUCCUGCACAGACAUCAUCAUUUAUCUUGAAGUUUGACAUAUCUGAACCACCGCUAGCCUUGACAAAUAGUUUAUUUCAACAUUCUAGCAUCCUUGGUGUGCUAAUUCUUUGUUGUUGUGCCUUCAGUUUUGCAUCACCUCCUUUUGUAAAAUGCCAUAGCCUCAAGUUCCUUGGAUUAGACCACUGUACCGAUAACAAUACAAGUGAAAUAAGGGAUCACACUGAGUGGGCAUAUUUGUAUAGGUUGAGGGUGCUAGACCUAUGCUCCACGUAUUGGACUGAAAUCUUAUCUCAAGAAAAGAUUGAUCUCAUGGCCAACAUCAGAGAGCUAAAUAUAGAGGGAUUCAUGUGUUGGCAAUACACAACCUGCUUACAAGGGCGACUACCUAACCUAGAGAGGCUCCGGAUAAUCAAACCAACAUGUGAACCCAAUAUUUCCACAGAUUCGAGCAACUCCUUCCUCGGCAAGACAAAGCUAGAGAUACUUGAUUUGUCAUGCAAUAGUGAUAUGGAAAUUCUACCAAGCAGCCUAACAGAAGUGAGUAGCCUUCAGGUGCUUGUCCUGGAUGGUUGCACUAAGCUUCAAGAUAUUGUGCCUGAUGUGCUCCCUCGCUUGCUAAGGUCAUUUAGACUUGAUGGUUAUGUCCCACCAACUCGACAUAAACCAGCUGUUGAUCAACCUAUGGAAGAAAUCAGCCCAUAUAAGGAAUCAGAUGAGGAAGGUGCCAACAAUAUCUAUAAGAUCUCCCUAAAAGGUUGCACACAAUUGGAUAAUCUGUUCUUGCGCGGGUUAUUAAAUCUUGUCGAGUUAGACCUGUCAGGAAGUGCAAUUAAAGUUCUUGACUUUGAAACCAUGGUGGUUGAAGUCCCAAGUAUCAAACGACUAUUUCUGCUAGGAUGUGAGCACCUUCGUGCAAUACGAUGGGGUGGUGUUGGCACACAAGCUGACCUAGAGUUGUUGUGCAUAGACACGCGAGCUGGAACUGUUCGUCCUUGGCCAUCACUUAGUCAGAAUAAACCCUUCAAGUUGCAGGUGCAUGCUGUUGUUGAGGAUGCAAGGCUUGUUUGGUCCUUAUGCCCCCCAAUAUCAAAGGAAAGCCGGGCCAGUAGCAUUAAGGAUGUUUAUUUUGAUAUCCAUGUCACGUCAUCACCUGUGUACAAGACAUCUGUUCAACUCAAAGCAGUCUGUGAGGAGAAGACCGUCAUGUACAGUGAUCAAGUGUGCUCUGUUCCAGCAAGCAAAUACAUUGAUGUCCUUAGCAUGGUCAGAGAUGCCCACAUGCAGGCGUUUCCGGAGCCACCUACUACCAACCUGGACCGACAUAUCGAGAUUGCUCAAGGAAGUUGUGGCUUGGAGAGCGCACUGGAUGGAGAUGAUGGAGAUGAUGGAGAUUCUCAACCACAUAACUUAGCUUAUAUAAUGAAAUUGUUUGCGGAAUCCCUACAUGUGCACAAUGUGUCGGCUAGACACGGUAUUAUUAUACCUGUGGGAAAAUUGGAAGUGCUCAAGCAAUGCCGCGUGGAGAGCUGCCCCAAUUUGUAUACAGUGUUCCCGUCACGGUCGGAUGGAUUUUAUAAACUGGAAACCUUCUGGGCACUGGAUCUCCCGAUGGCCCGCCAGAUUUUGGGUAGAGGUUACCGCCUUGAAAAUAUUAUCCAAAAAAACUUAUUAUUCGAAUUAUGGUUUGGACAAGCACUACCCAGGCAAAUUAGUUCCUUCCAAAAUCUGCGGUACCUACACCUAAGCUCCUGCCCCAGGCUUCAGUUCGUGUUCCCCGUGUGGUUCUCUUCCUUACCCAGCUUGGAGACCCUCCACAUCCGCCACUGCGGUGUGCUCAAGCACAUCUUUGUGCUGGACGGAGAGUACCCCCUGGAAAUAGUCACCAAAGGUGUAGCGUUCCCAAAGCUAACCGCUAUCCACCUGCACGAUCUCGCCACACUGCGACAAAUAUGCGAGGUGAAUAUGGUGGCGCCCAUACUCGAGAGCAUCAAGAUCAGAGGAUGCUUUGGCCUGCGCCGGCUGCCGGUCGUGGAGGCCCGUGGUCCAGGAGUGAAGAAGCUGACCGUCGAGAUCGAGAACGAUGUGUGGGACGCGCUGGAGUGGGACGGCGCCGAGGCCGGCCACCACCCAAGCCACUUCGAGCCACCGGUUCACUCGCGCCACUACAAGAAGAAACUGCCCAGGACAUCCGUCCUCAGGUGAUUCCUACACUGCACUUUACCGGGAUGUGUAAAUGUGUUUCUUUCAUGGGGACUAGCUUGCUGAUUUGGAGUGAUGGAUGCUAUCCUGCCAUCCUGCGGCUGUGUGCCUUGGUUUGAUCGUGUGCUUUGAAGGAGAAUUUCAGGUGUGAUGGCCAUCUAUCAAUUGAUGGGUGGCCCUUAACUACUAUCAUGUGUUGUUGUGUCAGGUGUGAGCUUAUGGUGGCUCUAACCUCAUGUGUGGCUUUCAAAUAACAGGCGGUCCGGUUCGUGCCUGUGUGCGCUAGCCUGACCGAGAUAUGUGUGGUUUGAGAUUGAGAGUGUUUGAUGUGUGUGUGCCUGCGUUCAACUUAACGAUGCAAGGGGGAUGGGACUGCCGCCAAUCCCACCUCCCCUCCCGCCAGGAGAGCCGGUCUACUCCAUCUGUGGGAUCCCGCUCUACCCCAGCGGGAUUAGCUACUUAUGUGAGUGUCUGGUGUGUAUCUGAACUACUUAUGUGAGUGUCUGGUGUGUAUCUGAACUAAGAAGCAGUUUGAUUGCGUGCAUCAAACUUUGGUGCAUGCAUGUUUGAUGUGGUUUUGAAAUAUGCAAAAGCUAUAUAUGUGUGCCGGCUGUUGCAUUUAGCUGCCCGUUUGUGUGACACCGAUGAUGCAUCUAUUUCUAGUUUCUGGUUGCUAAUUUAAGUAGAGUCGGUACCUGUACAACCAGAUCGUGCG
This is a messenger RNA of Lolium perenne, 4194 nucleotides long. RefSeq lists its product as uncharacterized. Lineage: Eukaryota; Viridiplantae; Streptophyta; Magnoliopsida; Poales; Poaceae. The record is from RefSeq and is a predicted model, not a curated record.